Messenger RNA from Triplophysa dalaica, 4828 nucleotides. RefSeq names its product lysine (K)-specific demethylase 4B (gene kdm4b). The transcript is spliced from 21 exons. The coding region runs from base 158 to 3523 and encodes 1121 amino acids. Gene Ontology annotation, molecular function: histone H3K9 demethylase activity. Gene Ontology annotation, cellular component: nucleus. The record is from RefSeq and is a predicted model, not a curated record. Lineage: Eukaryota; Metazoa; Chordata; Actinopteri; Cypriniformes; Nemacheilidae. Gene Ontology annotation, biological process: chromatin remodeling.
ACGUCGCGCUGCAGUGGGCGGAGCCGCGGCCCAACGCUGCCACUAGAUACUAUCGAGCCUUUGGAAUCCAGAAAACGGAGAGAAUCGAAAAUAAAACAGCGAAUAAAAAAUAUAACAAAUAACGACCAGGAGCAGCAGCAUUAGCUGACCUGCAGCUAUGGAUUCCUCUUUACCCCCCGACCCGAACCCUGAUCCUGAACCCGGCCCAGACAUGACUUCACCAGCUGCUGCUGCUCAGGAAUUACCCCUCGAACCCUCAGAUUCAAUUCCACAAUGUCCACAACUUUCUGUUCCAACCCAAGAACCAUGUGCAGAUCCAUCUCUACCCCCACAACUGACCCCUGAGCCGAUUCUCGCGGCCAACCUCUGCAAGAUCAUGACCUUCAGGCCCACCAUGGAAGAAUUUCAGGACUUUGGGAAGUAUAUUGCAUACAUGGAGACGCAGGGAGCUCACCGGGCUGGCCUGGCAAAGGUUAUCCCACCGAAAGAGUGGAAACCGCGGCGCUCUUACGAGACGAUCGAGGAGAUGGUCAUUCCCGCCCCCAUCAUGCAAGUGGUGACGGGCCAGUCGGGACUCUUUACGCAGUACAACAUCCAGAAGAAGUCCAUGACAGUUGGCGAAUACCGCAAACUGGCCUACAGUAAAAAAUACUGCACCCCUCAACACAAGGACUUUGACGACCUGGAAAGAAAAUACUGGAAAAACCUGACGUUUGUGUCGCCCAUUUAUGGCGCCGACAUCAGCGGCUCUCUGUAUGAUCCGGACAUCACGGAGUGGAACAUAGCUCAUCUCAAUACUCUUCUGGACAUGGUCGAGCAGGAGUGCGGCAUCGUCAUCGAGGGCGUCAACACGCCCUACUUGUACUUCGGCAUGUGGAAAACCACGUUCGCCUGGCACACGGAGGACAUGGACCUCUACAGCAUCAACUACCUACAUUUUGGACAACCGAAAUCCUGGUAUGCGAUUCCUCCCGAGCACGGCAAGAGGCUGGAGAGGCUGGCGCAAGGUUUUUUCCCUGGAAGUUCUCAGGGCUGCGACGCGUUCCUCCGUCACAAGAUGACCCUCAUUUCUCCGUCGAUCCUGAAGAAGUACGGCAUACCGUUUGACAGGAUCACUCAAGAAGAGGGGGAGUUUAUGGUCACGUUUCCGUACGGCUAUCACGCCGGAUUCAACCAUGGCUUCAACUGCGCAGAAUCCACCAACUUCGCAACACUGCGCUGGGUCGACUACGGCAAAAUGGCCACACAGUGCACGUGCCGUAAGGACAUGGUCAAGAUCUCCAUGGAUGUGUUCGUGCGCGUCCUCCAGCCCGAUCGCUACGAUCAGUGGAAACAAGGGAAGGACACCACGGUCCUGGACCACCUUAAACCGACAACCCUCACCAGCUCGGAGCUGGAGCACUGGAGGAAAACCAGAGUCACGUUCAAAGAGAAACUGCUGCGAAGGACGCAAGCGAAGGUGAAACAGUUCCGCCGUCUGAAGCUGGAGGAGGUGAAGAUCCUGGCCGAGGAGGGCAUUGAGCUAGACAUGAGCGAGUAUAUGAGGAAGGUGGAGGAGAGGGAGGAAGAGAGACGGAAACAGAAGGACGAGCGGAUGGCCCGCGAGGCGCUCCUGACGCUGGAGGCGCUGGAAAGAGAGGAGCAGGAACAGGCCGAGGCGGCGCUCCGGGGAGCAGGUGAAGAUGGCAAAACAGAUUCCCAGGAUGCUCCGGUGGAAAACGGCCAUCAGAAAAAGAGGAAGAAGAAGCAACCAAAGAUUCCAGACGAAAUCAGCUUCCAGGAUGCGUUUGAACAGUUUGCUUCGACUGAACAGCUGAGUCCCUUCACAAAGCUGAAGAAGAAGGUGGAAGUGAAGAAGAGCCGACGACAUCCGUUCAGCAAGCCACCCAUGAGGUCGCCGCACUCCAUAGUCAAACAGGAGGCGUCCAGCGAUGAGGAGCUGUACUCUGGGCUGCCUGUAGAUGGCGGUGUGGAGCCGGUUGUCAAGAAGACGGAAGACAGCGAUCUGUGGCAAAAUCGCUCGCCGAACCUGCUCUCUGAGAAACAGUUUAACGCCGCCAUGGCAACCAUCGAGCCGCACUGUGCCGUGUGCACGCUCUUCUGUCCGUACACGCAGCCUCUGAAGUAUCCCACCCUCCUCUCGGACACGGCCGGGGCGGCCACCAGAUUGGGCUCUCGCACCCGUCCUCUGGUCCCGGAAAUGUGUUUCAGCGCUGGUGCAGAAAACCCAGAACCCCUCCCGUCUAAUUCCCACAUCGGUGAUGACGGUACCAGCGUCCUGAUGUCCUGUGGAAGCUGCAAUCUGCAAGUUCAUGCCAGUUGUUACGGCGUCAAUCCAGACACAAAGCAAGAAGACUGGACGUGUUCAAGGUGUAGCGUGCAGGCAUGUGCGGCUGCGUGCUGUUUGUGCAGUUUAAGAGGAGGAGCUUUGAAGAAAACCACAGAUGACAGGUGGGUUCACGUGAUCUGUGCCAUCGCCGUGGCUGAAGUUCGAUUCGUCAACGCCGUGGAGCGAGAGCCGGUUGACGUCACUGCCGUCCCUGAUACCAGGAAGAGUCUGAAGUGUGUGUACUGCCACAAGAUGACCAAACAGGUCUUCGGUGCGUGCAUCCAGUGCUCAUUCGACGACUGCUCAACCUCCUUCCACGUCACCUGCGCCCUCCUCGCCGGGGUGACGAUGAAACCUGCUGAUUUGCCGUACGUUGUGUCCGUCACCUGCCACAAACACAAACAGACCAAUCAGAAGGUAUAUGAAAAAUGUACGAUAAAAACAGAUCGGUUUGUUCGAUAUGUCCGGAGGCUGACGGCUUUCCUGAUGCAGGUCAAAGGUGGCUCUCGUGAUCUGUCUCUGGGUCAGGAGGUCAUAGGCAAGCACAGCAACGGCUGGUUCUAUCGCUGCACCAUCACUGGGAUCGGAUGCCAGAGCUUUUACGAAGUCAAUUUCGACGACGGCUCAUACUGUGAUAACGUCUUCCCAGAGAAUUUACUGAGUCACGAUUGCUUGCGGAACGGACCUCCAGAACUUGGAGAACUUGUAGUCGUCAAGUCGUUAGACGGCAAGGUCCUCAACGCAUCUUUUGUUAAAGAACACAUUCAUGGAAAGUACCAGGUGGAGUUUCAGGAUGAUACUCAGCUCAUGCUGAAGCGAAGUGAGAUUCACUCUCUGGACCAGGACCUGUCCAAGAGGGUUUUGUCUCGUCUGGCAACUACAAACCAACCACAACCUCAGACCAAGCCAUCCGAUGAACCUCUGGCCGCAAAACGCCCACGUUUGCCGACCCCGCCUCCUACGCUAGCUGCCGAACUACCAGCGCUACCUCCCGACUUAAUCACCCCUUACCUGCCCAGCAGUAUUACCCCACACACCCCCUGCCUGCCGCCCGCCGCCCUGCACGCCCCAGACCUUCAGCCGGAACUCAGCGACACCUACACGCACAGCUCCAGCUACGUAGCCUACAUGGAGUCUCUCCUCAACUCAGACUUUCCAGAAGAGGGCGAUCAAGGCGGCGAUCUGAUGUAUUAAAGGCCUGCCUCUCGCUUUCGACUCUUAAACAACUCUUCUGCAUGUCUUGUGUCAUUAUUCUCGCUGUUGUGCUAAGUCUCGCGCCCACGAAUGGAUGCAGGAUGCGUGAUUUCUAAAAUUGGCGUCACUUACGGGAGCGCAACACUCUUCCGGCCUUCGACGAUCCCUCACUCUUUCUUUUGGAAAAAGACGCCACACGGUUUUUUUUGGACCAAGUGAUCACGCUUGUAUGUGCUUUUUACUUUAUACCUGAUUUUCUGUACUAAAUAUUUUUCUAAUUCAAGCCAAACUGUCACGUUAACCGGUCAUGUAUCAAAUAGACAGUUUAUAUCUGUACAGUUUCAGGUAUUUUUCUCAAUACUCGAGGGACAGGAAGGGUUCAACCGGGGUUCAACAAGUAUUUAAACGUCUUUUGUCAGACAUAGAUUUAAUAUUUGUACAAAGAAAUCACAAAUACGACAGCGUCAGAAGCUAUGGCUUUCAGCUAGCGUAAACCUUUGCAUUACGAUAGGUCUUCAUGUAUUUUGUCGACUAUAAUCAACGAUUUUUCGUCAGCGAGUUGAUUGGAUUUGUUUUUGUAGCAUACGUGGUAAACGUAGACGUUGAUAUUGAAUACUAUUCACCUGUCUGUUUUUAUUCAAAUUACUGUUGUUGUUGUUAUUAUUAUUAUUUCUAUCGAUUUUUAUUUGGUGAAACUUUGCAACAUAAUGUUAAAAUAUGGGGAAAAAAGUUUAUGGUUUAUAUUCAAGAGAUUGAAUUCACUUACUUUGGAUUGUAUAGUCACGCGAGCCUCCUUCUCAAGGUGCUAUGAAGUCCUAGACUACUGAGGGGCGCUUUGGAUCACACGACCCGCGACAAGGUAUACAUACUAGAUGUCCCAUACAUGAUGAAUUGUCAUGUCACCUUCAUAUUAAGGGUCCCAAACUGGUUUUGGUUUUCAUAAUCUGCCGAUUUUCCGAUUUUGGCUUGAGAGAGUGAGAAACCUUAUUUGGUCUUCCUUCUUUAAGACCUCUUCAGACUGAUAUGCUAUGGCUGAAGAAUCAUCAGAGAUGCGGAACAGACGUCUGGAAGGAGGUUCUGUAAAGCCAAACAUCUUUUUAAGUUUAAUGGGACAAACUCCUCAUGUGUCAACAUCAUCUGGAGUCCCUUUGGUUGUCGAUUUAAUUUGAACUGGUAUAUUCGUGAGGUUUGCAUUAACACAAUAACUUCACAAAGGUGGAAAAAAAAUUAAACUAUAUAAGCCGGGAAAUGUUUAUCUGUGCAGAAGUACUAGGAAAGAUUCUAAUAAAAUGUGAAGUGAAAGUA